This is a messenger RNA of Hyposmocoma kahamanoa, 1680 nucleotides long. RefSeq names its product retinoblastoma-binding protein 5 homolog (gene Rbbp5). The record is from RefSeq and is a predicted model, not a curated record. The coding region runs from base 89 to 1456 and encodes 455 amino acids. Gene Ontology annotation, cellular component: Set1C/COMPASS complex. Lineage: Eukaryota; Metazoa; Arthropoda; Insecta; Lepidoptera; Cosmopterigidae. The transcript is spliced from 10 exons. Gene Ontology annotation, molecular function: protein binding.
AUAACUAAUGCCAGAAAGUUUAAACUAUAAGGACAUAGUACAUUUUAAGAAACUAUUUAAAUUAACGACAAAGCAACCAACAUAAAUCAUGAAUUUAGAACUGCUUGAAUCAUUUGGUCAAAACUAUCCAGAGGAAUUUGAUGGUACCCUAGACUCGAUAUCGUUAGCUGCAACCUGCGCAUUCAACCGCCGUGGCACAUUGCUGGCAGUAGGCUGCAACGACGGUCGUAUCUUCAUAUGGGACUUUCUCACACGGGGUAUUGCUAAGUCUAUAUCCGCACAUGUGUACCCUGUGUGCAGUCUCAGCUGGUCUAGAAAUUGUAAAAAACUUUUGUCAGCAUCAACAGACCACAAUGUUUGCAUAUGGGAUGUGUUAACUGGGGAAUGUGAACAACGGUACAGAUUUCCUACACCAAUACUUCGCGUGCAAUUUGAUCCGCGUAAUGAUAGAAGAUUUCUAGUCUGUCCCAUGAGGCAUGCUGCAUUACUAGUUGACACAGACGGUGACCAUAAGAUAUUGCCUAUUGAUGAAGAUGGCGACAUAAAUGUGAUAGCGUCGUUCGACCGGCGUGGAGACCACGUGUACACGGGCAAUGCAAAAGGAAAGAUAUUAAUUCUAGAUUCGCAAAUGUUACAAGUUAAGGCCAGCUUCAAAAUUACAGUGGGCACUUCAAGCACUACUAGCAUUAAGAGUAUUGAGUUCGCCAGAAGAGGCGACUGUUUUUUAGUAAACACGUCUGAUCGAGUGAUUAGAGUGUACAACACUAAAACUGUACUUAAGUGUGGCAUCAAUGGAGAGCCUGAACCUAUUCAGAAGCUGCAAGAUCUGGUCAAUAAGACAACAUGGAAGAAAUGUUGUUUUUCGGGAGACGGCGAAUACAUAUGUGCGGGAUCUGCGCGGCAGCACGCAUUGUACAUCUGGGAAAAAUCUAUUGGCAACAUCGUGAAGAUCCUGCACGGAACCAAGGGGGAGCUGUUAUUGGAUGUCGUCUGGCAUCCAAUCAGACCUAUAAUUGCCAGUAUUAGUGCCGGUGUAGUAUCUAUAUGGGCGCAGAACCAAGUGGAGAACUGGUCAGCGUUCGCGCCCGACUUUAAAGAACUCGAUGAGAACGUUGAAUACGAGGAGAGGGAGAGCGAGUUCGAUGUUGAAGACGAGGAUAGGUCGGUCGAUCAGACUGGGGAGAGCCAUAACGACGAGGAAGUAGAGGUGGACGUGACGACUUGCGAGCCGGUGGCAGCGUUCUGCAGUUCUGAUGAGGAAGGGGAAGAUGAAAACGUGCUGCUUUUCCUGCCUAUUGCUCCAGAGAUUGAGGAUCCAGAGGACGGCUGGGCAGCCACCCAGGAAACGGUGACGCCCACGGAGACCCCGGAGAAACUCGAGCCAGCCGCCAAAAGACCAAAAAGCAAGACAUACGAAAUCUCAUUGAAGAUCGCACCACCUGGUAAUUUAACCUAGUAUAAUGAACUUCGUUUAUUAAACCUAAAGGGUAAUUCCAUAGCGCAUGUAACACCUGUUAUUUUAACUAAAGGUUGCAUUUAGACAUUCUGCCGGCUAAUUGAGUAAUGCGACAGAUUCUGUCUUUCAGGUUCAGUUACUAUUUAAACCCCUGUUUCUACUAAUUGUUUGUCAAAAUAAAAACUCACCAUUUCUUUAUAAUCUGAAAAGUUUUUAACAAUUUU